Aspergillus fijiensis CBS 313.89 is the source of this 1030-nucleotide messenger RNA. RefSeq names its product putative high expression lethality protein Hel10 (gene hel10). The transcript is spliced from 2 exons. The record is from RefSeq and is a predicted model, not a curated record. The coding region runs from base 112 to 723 and encodes 203 amino acids. Gene Ontology annotation, cellular component: outer membrane. NCBI's taxonomy places the organism in Eukaryota, Fungi, Ascomycota, Eurotiomycetes, Eurotiales, Aspergillaceae.
CAUACUAUCCCACUUUCUCUCCUUCCUCCGACUUACAAGUCAGAUAACAACAACACUUACAUCACACAUCCACAUCGAAUUACCCCUCUUCGUCUCACACACACCGACAACAUGUCCGGCUACGAUCAGUACAACCAGGGCCAGGGCGGCUACUACGGCCACCAGCAGGGUGGUUACCAGCAGGGUGGCUACCAACAGGGUGGUGGUUAUCCUCAGCAGCAGGGCUACGGACAGCAGGGUGGCUACGACCAAUACAACCAGCACAGCCAGCACGGUAGCCAGGGUGGCUCUGCCAACGACUACUAUGGCUCCAGCGGACAGCAGUCUCAGUAUGGUGGUGAGAGCCAGUACGGCCAGCAGCAACAGUACGGCCAGCACGGUCAGCAGCAACAGUAUGGUCAGGACCAGCGUGGAGAGUACAACCAGCAGGGUGCCCCUGGUGGCGCGCAGGACGGUGAACGUGGUCUCGGUGGUGCCCUCGCCGGUGGUCUGGCGGGAGGCUUUGCCGGUCACAAGGCGGAUCACGGGAUCCUCGGAACCAUCGGUGGUGCCAUUAUCGGAAGUAUCGCUGAAGACGCCAUCAAGAAGCACAGACACAAGGAGGAGGAGCAGCAGCAGUACGGCUACCCUCCCCAUGGUGGUCCCGGUGGUCCUCCUCCCGGCUCUCACCACGGUGGCGGUGGUAGCAUGAUGGACCAGUUCGGCAGCUUCUUCAAGAAAUAGACGGCUCCUCCUCACCUUAGACCGUUCUUGAUCUCAUGACCUUGCUGCUUCAUUCCAUAUGACUGAGCCUUUUAUUUAUUUGUUGCCCUUUUCUUUUUGUUACGGCCGGCCGGGGUAUGGGAAAUGAAUUCGAGUCUUUUCUUCCAACAACCGUUUCUUGCGCUUAAGAUUGCUCUGCUUUUCUCUGAAUUAUCUCCCUGAAGUGUUGAUACUAGGGAUUGGACUUAAACUUGAUACCGAUGCUGGGUCUGCCAGCAUAUUUUAUCUAUUAGUGGCUAUGCUACGAAGAAUCAUACUGCCUUUGACC